Columba livia (rock pigeon) is the source of this 4459-nucleotide messenger RNA. RefSeq names its product transforming acidic coiled-coil containing protein 1 (gene TACC1). The transcript has 14 exons. Gene Ontology annotation, biological process: cerebral cortex development; cell population proliferation; mitotic spindle organization. The record is from RefSeq and is a predicted model, not a curated record. Bases 178 to 2538 code for a protein of 786 amino acids. Gene Ontology annotation, cellular component: cytoplasm. NCBI's taxonomy places the organism in Eukaryota, Metazoa, Chordata, Aves, Columbiformes, Columbidae.
GGCGCCGGGGGGCGGCGGGGGCGGGCGCUCUCUCCCUGCCGGCGAGUAGCGCGGUCCGGGGGAGGCCCUUGGCGCUGGCGGCGGAGCGGCGAUGGGGGCGGCGCGGCCGCAGUGAGCCCGGCGGGGAGCGGCGCGGAGCGGGGAGCGGGACGGAGCGGAGCUGCGCCCCUUGGGCCGAUGGCGUUCAGCGCCUGGCAGAUCCUCUCGCCGGUGCAGUGGGCCCGCUGGACAUGGUCGGCGGUGCGGGGCGGCGGCGGCCCCGAGGGGGAGGACGAAGGGGCGGAGGAGGACUCGCCGGCCCUCGGCUCCAGCUCGGACUCCGAAGGGAAUUUUGAGACCCCUGAAGCAGAAACGCCGACCCGCUCGCCACUCAAGCAGUUCUGCGAGCCACCGCCGGGACCACCGGAGCCCGAGGCUGGGACCCCAGAGCCAAGUGGCCAUGCUGACCGGCUGGUAGGGGCAGCUCGCCAGGACAGCUCACCUGGGACGCACCCCCGAGAUGGGGCUCAACCGGAGACUGGAGCCCCCAAAGCCAACUCGGAUGCUAAAGGGGAACCUGACCCCAAAGACCCGUCCCUGACACAGCCACCAGCCGCCACCCAGUCCCCGGCAGUGCCGGCACCCGGGGCUGACGCUGGCUGUGCCCCCGUGCCCGCGGCAGAGCUGGCACCGCUGCCCCAUGCGGGCAGAGCCGCCCCGGAGCGCAACAUGUCCGGGGGGGACACGACGGACCCCAGCACGGGGCUGGGGGAGCCCGCAGCCGAUGCCCUGGCCCAGGAGUGCUCGACCAGCCGGGGCCAGCUCGGGAAGGGGGGGGAAACAGAAGAAACCAUGGAGGAGACCCCGGUGCCCCCGACGUCCUACGGGUUCGACCCCGAGCAGUACGACGAGAGCGUGAAGCCCUUUGUGGCAGGGGGCUGCCGGCUGCAGAGCUCCCCGCCAGCAGCCCCGCGUCACCUCCCCCAUCCCGCUGAGCCGGGGGGGCACCCGGACCCCGAAGAGCAGCUCCAGAAACACGAGGCUGAUGGUGCCGAGGAGGGAGAGAGCGUGGAGGGCAGGAGAGCUGCACCCAGGAAGGGCAGCAGGAUCCCGGCCAGCAAGCUGACACCAAAGAGGCACCGAGACUCCCCCAGGAAACCCGUCGAGGAUGUGGAGAGGGGUCCCAUGGAGCUGCUGCCUCCCCAGGGCUCCCCCCGGCUGGGUCAUGCGCGCUGGGACACCCCAGGUCCCAACCCCUUUGGUGGCAGCUCAGCGCUCCAGGACUCGCCGGCUCUCCCCAGGGGCUCUUACCAGUUCAACCCAGAUAACUUUGACUCCGUGGAUCCCUUUAAGCCCACCAAGACCCUCGCCAGCACCGCCGACUCCUGCCCUGCCGCCGAUAACAGCCUCAAUGAGAUCCUGGAGUCGCAGACGCUGGAGGUGCAGGAUGAGCUCGUGAGAGGCAGAGACUCCCCGAAGAAACCCAGGUCGCGCCUGAUAACGACUACUGAGCAAGUGAAAUUUCUCUGUUUUCUGUUGAGCAGCUGCAAGGUGCAGCAGUAUGAGGCGCAGCCCCUGGUCCUGGACACUUGCGCUCAGGAUGAGGGAGCGCUGAUCUCAGAAAUCCCAGCUAUUGCGAAUCGGGAUGGACGUGCCACCGAUGAGGAGAAGCUGGCCUCCACCACCUCUGCGCAGAAACCGGCCGGGCUGGAGAAGAAGGGCGAGCCAGAGGAUGACCUGGAGUACUUCGAGUGCUCCAACGUCCCUGUGCCGGCGGCGAAGCACGGCACAGAGACAGGCUUUGAGAAGGACAUCUCCAAGCAGACGGCAAAGGAUGGGCCUGUCAUCUUCCCCGGCAGCCCUGGGCUGUGCUCCACGGACAAGCCCCCGGCCGCCGCCACCAGGAGCGAGAGUCCCCUGGACGGCAUCUGCCUCAGCGAGGCCGAGAAGACGGCUGUGCUGACGCUCAUCAGGGAGGAGAUCAUCACCAAGGAGAUCGAGGCAAACGAGUGGAAGAAGAAGUACGAGGAAAGCCACCAGGAGGUCCUGGAGAUGAGGAAAAUCGUGGCUGAGUAUGAGAAGACCAUUGCCCAGAUGAUAGAGGAUGAGCAGAGGACAAACAUGACGUCUCAGAAGAACCUGCAGCAGCUCACGAUGGAGAAGGACCAGGCUCUGGCAGACCUGAACUCGGUGGAGAGGUCCCUGUCGGAUCUCUUCAGGAGAUACGAGAACCUGAAGGGUGUCCUGGAAGGCUUCAAGAAGAACGAGGAAGCACUGAAGAAGUGUGCUCAAGAUUAUUUAACCCGGGUCAAGCAAGAGGAGCAGCGGUAUCAGGCCCUGAAAGUCCAUGCAGAAGAGAAGUUAGACAAAGCCAACGAGGAGAUCGCCCAGGUGCGCGCCAAGGCCAAGGCGGAGAGCGCGGCGCUGCACGCGGGGCUGCGCAAGGAGCAGAUGAAGGUGGAGUCCCUGGAGAGAGCCCUCCAGCAGAAGAACCAGGAGAUCGAGGAGCUGACCAAGAUCUGCGACGAGCUGAUAGCCAAGCUGGGGAAGACAGACUGAGCAUCCCUGCCCCUCGCCCAGCACCCUGCACUUGGCCGCUUUCCUCGUACCGUCGAGCACCUUGCCUUAUUGCCCAGGAACCCCCCUGCAGAGAAGCACACGCGGCGCCCCAGUCCCCACGCUGUCCCUGUGUCCCAAGGGCUCUGGGGUCCCCGCCAUCAGGUGUGCGUGUCCCCCAUGGGGUCAGCAGCAAGCGGCUGCCGCACCGCCCCUCUGCACAGAUGCCACCUCUCAGCUGCGAGGUGACACUCCAGGCUCUCCCCCCCUCAGCAGGGGGCUCUGGUCACGUUCUGAUGUGCUUUGUCACUUACUGUCCUCACGUGCCCAGUUGCACAGGUUCUGCCCCGGGAUAUGGGUGACACCAGGGUUGGGGUCCCCAGCUCUUGGGCUGGGGAAGAGGACCUGGCAUGGGAUGGGGAGGCAGUGAGGGGGCUCGGGGACCCCAGGGCCCCACCGCAGGUGGUUUGCGGCCACCAGUAGCCUCUCAGUAGGUUGAUGGGUUUUGCGGGAGGUGGUGGCAUUCAAGGGGCUGGUCCUGGUCCCUGGUACAUGGGUGACACGUGGCACAGAGCAUCCUUGUCCCUGGCUGUGCCAGCCUUGGAGGAAGGAAGCCAACGUCUCUGCAUUUGUGCACUUUAUUAGCAAUUAUGAGCAUCUACUAGCAUUUAUGAGCACUCGGGCUCUCUCCUCACUUCUUCCCAUCGGGCACGUGUCUCGUUCCCCCAGCAGCACCGGGGUAACUUCGGUCUGCUCCCAGGAGGAGCCCCCGGCCCAGGGGAGGGCAGGGAGGCCACUUACAGCACUCAGCAGUAAGAGAAGCAAACAGAGCCCGGCCUUGACAGGCAAGGGCAGAUCCAGACAGCAGUAAAAUACGCUUCUGAUUUCACCCCUUGGCACUCACGCAAAACGCAGCCUGCGUUCAGUGCGGGCGAUGCUCCCGUCCUCCUGCCCUGGCACGGCUGGGCUGGCUGCGGACAGCAGCUCUGCGGCAAUAACCUGCUCCAGCAGCAUCUUCCCAGCUCUGGCAGCAUCCUCCCGUGCCUGCUCCCUGACAGCGUGCCUGCUCCCUGACAGCGUGCCUGCUCCCUGACGGCGUCCUCAUUCCCUGCUCUGCAGCAUCUCGCACUGUUGCUCCUCUCUCUGUCGUGUCCCUGUGCCUGUCCACAUGCACUUCCCAUUGGGGCAAAGAAGAUUCCUAAGGAAUGAUUCACUAACUAUAAUAUGGUUAUAGUUCCAUAUAUAUAAAUAUAUAUAUAAUGGUUAUAGUUAUAUAUAAUAGAAGGUGUGUGUGUAACUGUGAGCGGGCAGGACUGGUGCAUCUCACACCACAGCAGCCCUGGAGCUCCGGCGCGGUGAGGCUGCAGGUCCAACGCCAGGGAUGCCGAUGACAGCGUGGGGUGCACAGCAGCCCCCACACGUCCAGCAAAGACACCGGUACCCAGUGUCGCCCUGCUGCCAGCCCAGCUGUGUCACCAGCGCAGGGAAGCUGUGGGCACAUGUGUGUCACGGUCUCAGCCUGGUUGUGUUUGGUGUCAUUUUCCUGCAGCACAAUCUAAACGUCCCUUUUGGGCAGCGCGGGGGCCGCCGUGAGCUGCCGGUGUUGCUGUGUGCGAGUGUGCGUCUGCCAGCAGGUCUGUGUCCACAACAACGUGCCAACGAGUGACCACCCUGACUGCAAAUCGCUCCCCGUGCCCCCACCCCCGAGCAGGAGCUCUCUGCAGUGACUACUACCCCAUCGCUUUGUACCAUGUAUGUAACUGCCGUCACCAUCAGUUUUAUAUGUACAAUGAUUUCCCUUUUAUAUGUCAGGUAAAUAUUUGUAAGAGUUAUACUCACACAAAUGAGAUUAUUAUAAUGAUUACUAAUAUAUUUUUUCCAUGUUUCAUUGCCUGAAUAAAAGUUGUGUUUAUCACUCUUCAAA